UCAAUUAUUCGUUGUUGCAUCUAUUUAUUUUUUUACAGAAAUGCAAAAAACAUUUAAUGCACACUCUAACUCAAAUCCAAUUAAACCUGAAGAAGAUAGAUUAUUAACUUCAUGAAAUGAACAAAAAUAAAAUAAGAAAAAAAGCCGUGGGAAAUAUUAUAACUUAUCUUUUAUGCCUUAAAUGAUAUUUAUUCGUACACAAACGUCAAAUUUUAAAUUUUGUGAGGUUAAUUGUUUAUAUUUUUUGACAACUGUAAAUGACAAUAUGACGUCACUCUGUAUAUUAAAAAUUGCAGCAAACGUAUAAAUUUGAUUAUUACUUGUGAAAUGUUUAUUUUGAGCCAGUUUAAUUCAAAGUAAUCAAAGUAUUUAAAAAUGAACGUUUCUAGAAUGUGUUCUAAGUUGCCACACAGAAACUUGUUCUGGAAGAAAAAGUAAAAUGAACUUUGGAAAGUACAAAAUCGUCGAUAUUGGUAAUAUAUCUCCCAUGGUAUCAGUUCCGGAGUAUAUUAAAAAGCCUAGUUAUCAUGAAACGGGUAUUCCUUCAGAAACUGUGCCUGAGCAUCCGGAAAUCAAGAACCACGAACAGAUUUCUAGGAUGCGAGAUUCUUGUAGACUAGCCGCCUAUGUUUUAGACAAAGUGGAGAAAUUUAUUGAGGUGGGAAAAACCACAGAUGACAUUGACGUACUAGUGUUCAAAACCUGCAUAGAGAACAACGCAUAUCCAUCUCCUCUAAACUACAAGCACUUCCCAAAGUCCGUUUGCACGUCCGUCAACAAUGUGGCGUGUCAUGGCAUACCCGACGAUAGGCCUCUGCAAGAUGGAGAUAUUAUCAACGUGGACGUUACAGUAUAUUACAAUGGGUUCCAUGGCGACUGCUCCAAAACGUUUCUCGUGGGUCAAGUUGAUAAUGAUGGCAGAGACCUCGUGAAGGCAACAGAGACAUGUUUGAAUGAAGCGAUUCAGAUGUGCAAGCCAGGGAAGUUUUUCAGGGAUAUCGGGGCUCUUAUUGAAGAGAGGGCUUAUAGUUUGGGGUAUCAGGUUGUGCCUGCUUUCAUAGGUCAUGGAAUUGGGCAUUAUUUUCAUGGACCGCCUGAUAUAUACCACACAAGAAACAACUACCCCGGCAUAAUGGCGCCUGGAAUGACCUUCACUAUAGAGCCGAUCUUGACGCAAGGCAGUGAGAUGAUAGAGAUUCUGCCUGAUGACUGGACAGCCGUGACGGUAGACGAUUCUCGAACGGCUCAAUUUGAACACACCGUCCUGAUUACGGAGUUGGGUGCUGAAAUUUUGACAACGACCACUUGAUUAUGUAGAUGUGUUUUUGUAUGAAGCGUACGUGUGUUAUUUUCUCAAAAUUUAACUUAUUUUAAUAAGAAAUUAUAGGAAAAGUAGCUAGUUUUA
Messenger RNA from Leptinotarsa decemlineata (Colorado potato beetle), 1405 nucleotides. RefSeq names its product methionine aminopeptidase 1D, mitochondrial. Gene Ontology annotation, molecular function: metalloaminopeptidase activity. NCBI's taxonomy places the organism in Eukaryota, Metazoa, Arthropoda, Insecta, Coleoptera, Chrysomelidae. Gene Ontology annotation, biological process: proteolysis. The record is from RefSeq and is a predicted model, not a curated record.